AUGGCCGCAAUCGAGUCUCCAAUACCGCCCUAUUCCACGCCCAACGGCGUCGCACACGUUAACGGGAAUGGAAAUGGCAACGGGAUCCUUCAUGAUGGCUUGUCAGACGGUCCUGCUUCCACGUUUGACCCCGCUGUCCUCCGGACGUACAUGCUUGCCCUGUUACCAGCCAUGAUUGGUGCAUCCCCAGUAGAGCUCGAGUCGCUGUUCGAUGACGAGUUCGACGAGCGCGUUCACCGGUUUGCCGGCGAGGGGGGCGGUGUGAUAUACGUCGUGAAGAAGAAAGACGAGGCCGAAGAGGACGCCCCGCCGACCUACACAUACAAGCUAACGCUGCAGAUGACUUACGACUCGACUCAUGUUAUGACUAUUGCUAUCAUCAAGCGGGGCCCCAUCCUGGAUGCCACAGCGUCGCUUUCAACUCAGUUGCAUGUUCUGAACCUUUUCGGUGGAGAAGAUACGCCGUAUGAGAGCUUGCACUCCGUAGUUAGCUACGCGGUGAAGCCCUGGUUCGAGGCCUUUGUUGGUGCUCGACAUGGAGGGAAAGACGGCGGAGACUCCAAGAUGGGUAUCCCGAUGACCAAGAAGAAGUUCGCGGAACUGGAGCUAUCUCUACUUCAUUUGCAGCAGAACGUCGAGAUUCCCGAAACACACCUCGUCAUCCAUCCUAUCAUCCAAAGGACCGUCGAGCAGGCUCGAGCGGACGGCCGGCGACCGAGCAUUUCCGACAUUCCGUCAAAACUACUGAACGACAGCACUUUCCUCAACACGCUUCACUCGCACGUAAACCAGUGGAUCAAGUCUAUUCAGACCGUGACGAAGCUGUCACGAGAUGUCUCGUCUGGUACCGCCUCCCAGGAGAUCAAUUUCUGGCUCAGUCUAGAGAGGGCUCUCGAGGGCAUCGAGAAUCAGCUCCGGAGUGAGGAGGUCAACAUAGUGAUGGAGUGUCUGCGUAACGCCAAACGGUUCCAUGCAACGGUCAGUUUCAUGACGGACACAGGCUUGAAGACGCAACGGACACCGGAUUUCCCGUUGAACGAACUGCUGUCCGCCACUGACCUAGACAAGAUCAACGAAGCUCUCAUCAUGAUCUUCGGCCACAUCAACCGCAAGCUGAAGCUUCUCACCUCGCACCGUCUGCUGUACAUGCCCUACGAGACGUUCGAACGCCUGCUCUCGCAGACCAUGGAGAUCUUCCGGACAUGGGACGACAACAUCAAGGAAUUCACCAACGUCGCCCGUGAAGUCACCCGGAAACGGAUGGAGCGGUUCAUUCCCAUCAAAGUCGUCCCUGCCCACGCGAAGCUGCAGGACCGCUGCCGGUACCUCAGAGACUGGCGCAAGCAGCACGAGCAGCUUGCCGUCAUGACCGGCCCCACGAAGGGCCUGGGAGGUGUCGGUAUGGAGAUUGGCGGAGUGGAUAUGGAGGCGGAAGUCAAGGAGGCGUACGAGGUCAUGAAGCGGAUUGAUGUCCUCGAUGUCUCUGUCGGGAGCGAGAUAUGGGUGGCAGCGGAGAACGCGUACAACGAGCGGACCGCGCGGAAUGCCAAUGAGAUGUUCCGUGUCUUCUCAAAGUUCAACGCAUUGUUCGUGCGGCCGAAGAUCCGUGGUGCCAUUCAAGAGUACCAGACACAGCUGAUCGACUCGUACGCGCCUACUUAUACACAUAUCGUUUCUCAGAAGCUACACAUGUCGCAGAUGCGCGACCUGCCACCAAUAUCCGGCGCAUUAUCUGGGCCGCCAAUUGAUCGACAACUGCAGACUCUUGGGCAAGGGCUGGGAGCUUCGGAAAGUGCAGCAUUCCGCAAGAAGCUGGACACCCGGCCUGUCUAUGACGCUUGGAUGCACGACAUCAACCGACGGGACAUGGGAGUCAACGGCCGGUUGUUCGAGAUCGUCCGGUUACUCAACUUCGACCCGCAGAUCAUCACGCUGUUCAAGGAAGUCAGGAAUCUGUUGUGGCAGAACUUCCAGGUACCUCACGCGAUACAAACAUGGCCAAGGAUGCGAACGCGUACAGUUCGGACGUACGGGCAGACCCUCGACCUCUGGCUCGUUGCUGAAUAUCGGAAUGAAGCCCAGCGGAUGGUCACACGGGGCAUGAACAUUCGCUGGGAUCACUUUGUCAAUCAGUACGACACGGCGCGGUAUGUUCGAGUCGGACGCUCAGACAACCGACACAUCCAAUUUGUCCGAGAAUUCGCUAGUGUUGUGUCAUCUUGCAGCCCACAGGACAAGACAAACAAUGUCAUCGAUCUGUACAAAGAUAUAACGCGAGCCGUGGAAGAGCUUUCGACUGCCUUACACGACCGAAGCUUUACUGCGAUCGACCGACUCAAUCUCGAGGGAUAUGCCAACCUCGAGCACUGGGUGGCUGAGCUCGAUCAACGCAUUGAGGGAAUCCUAUUGCAGCGUUUGGUCCAAACGAUUCAACUCUGGUGCUCAGAGUUCGACAGGAACGAAGAGGCGGAUGGACGUCGUGAACCCUUGGUAUUGAGGGACAUCACGAACAAGCGUCGUGGGGACAAGCGCGUGAAAGAAGAGAAGCCUGUCGAGGGAAUCCUGACCCUGAAGCCGAUUGUGCAUGAAAUCCGAAUCCAAAACCAACUCAUCUUCUUGGAUCCACCGAUCGAACACGCGCGGCAGAACUGGACCCGGCAAUUGCAUGACUGGCUAGGCGUCGUGUGUCGUCUUCGGAGAAUUCAAAGCUCUCGGUACGAGAUUGGAUUGCAAAUGCAGGGACACACAACAACAGAAGCAACAUACACAUCUCUGUUGACGCACUUCACCGAUGCAACCUUGGAGAGACCGUUCCUGCUCAUCGAGCAGAAAGUUCAGCAACUGAGGGAGUACGUCGCGAAAUGGCUGCAGUUCCAGUCGCUAUGGGACCUCGAAGCCGAAUACGUCUUCUCGCGACUCGGGGACUCGCUCGCGAACUGGCAGCAGCUGCUGACGGAGAUCAAGAAGGCGCGGUCUACCUUCGACACAUCAGAGACGCAGAAGUCGUUCGGCGUGUGCGUAAUCGACUACGAGCAGGUGCAGGCGCGGGUGAACGCCAAGUACGACGCGUGGCAGCGGGACAUCCUCAGCCGGUUCGGUGUUAAGUUGGGCAAUGCGAUGAAGGAUAUGCAUGCAACGAUCUUGAAGGCGCGGAACGACCUCGAGCACCAAUCGAUAGAAGGCCUGGUGGGGGCCCCGCGGAGGUUCUAG
This is a messenger RNA of Fomitopsis serialis, 3210 nucleotides long. Its product is annotated as cytoplasmic dynein heavy chain 1. Bases 1 to 3210 code for a protein of 1069 amino acids. The record is from RefSeq and is a predicted model, not a curated record. NCBI's taxonomy places the organism in Eukaryota, Fungi, Basidiomycota, Agaricomycetes, Polyporales, Fomitopsidaceae. Gene Ontology annotation, cellular component: cell cortex; cytoplasmic dynein complex; cytoplasmic microtubule. Gene Ontology annotation, biological process: cytoplasmic microtubule organization; establishment of spindle localization; mitotic cell cycle. The transcript has 22 exons. Gene Ontology annotation, molecular function: dynein intermediate chain binding; minus-end-directed microtubule motor activity; dynein light intermediate chain binding.